AUGUGCCUUGAACCAAUCUCUCUUGUUGUUUUCGGAUCCCUGGUGUUUUUCUUUGGCUUGGUGAAGUAUAUCAAACGUGGAGAAGGGCUAAAAACAAGGGCUGUUUUACAAUCAAAGUACAAGGAUAAGUAUUAUUACAGUAAAGAGGAAGAGGAAGAAAUGGGCGAACUGGCAAACGUGAAUGAAAUUCCGGUGAAGAUAAGAAACCAGAAGUAUCCUGCAAAAGAACAUAACUUGAGAGUUAAAGAUUUGUUGUUCAAACGCAAUUCAAAGCUGUCAAAGGUGUCCACUGCAUUUUUUAUUGCUGGCGAGGAAUUAGAAGGAAACAAGUAUUGUGACACUACUAGAGAAUACAGACAAAAUAGAUAUUUCUAUCAUUUGUCAGGUGUUGAUAUACCUGCUUCGGCGUUAUUGUUUAACUGUAGUACAGAUAAAUUGACAUUGUUUUUGCCAAACAUCGAUGAAGAAGACGUCAUGUGGAGCGGUAUGCCUUUGAGUUUGGAUGAAGCAGUGAGAGUAUUUGACGUUGAUGAAGUCUUGUACAUAUCUGAUUUGGGGUCGAAAUUUAAAGAGCUGGAAGACUUUGCUAUCUUUACCACCGAUUUAGACAAUGUUCAUGAUGAGAAUAUUGCAAAAUUACUAAUCCCUUCAGACUCUGACUUCUUUUAUGCUAUGGAUGAAACUAGAGCGAUUAAGGAUUGGUAUGAAAUUGAGAUCAUCAGAAAAGCUUGUCAGAUUUCAGACAAGAGUCAUUUGGCCGUUAUGUCUGCGUUGCCCAUCGAGUUGAACGAGUUACAAAUGCAAGCUGAGUUCGAAUACCAUGCCACCCGUCAAGGUGGUCGUUCUUUGGGAUAUGACCCCAUUUGUUGUUCUGGACCGGCGUGUGGGACAUUACACUACGUCAAGAAUUCCGAAGAUAUCAAAGGUAAACAUUCCAUUUUAAUUGAUGCAGGUGCAGAAUGGAGACAAUAUACAAGUGAUAUUACCAGAUGUUUCCCGACCUCAGGCAAGUUUACUGCGGAACAUCGUGAAGUUUAUGAAACCGUUCUUGAUAUGCAAAACCAAGCAAUGGAACAGAUCAAACCUGGUGCUAAAUGGGACGAUUUGCAUGCAUUGACACACAAAGUCCUUAUUAAACAUUUCUUAAGUAUGGGCAUAUUUAAGAAAGAGUUUUCUGAAGAUGAAAUCUUUAAAAGAAGGGCUUCUUGCGCUUUUUAUCCCCAUGGACUAGGCCAUAUGUUGGGGCUUGAUGUACACGACGUUGGUGGUAAUCCAAACUAUGAUGACCCAGAUCCAAUGUUUAGGUACUUAAGAAUUCGCCGUCCUUUGAAAGAGAAUAUGAUUAUUACCAAUGAACCAGGUUGUUAUUUCAACCAAUUCUUGAUCAAAGAAUUUUUAGAAAAGCACCCCGAAAGAUUGGAACUUGUCGAUAUGAACGUGUUAAAAAAAUAUAUGUAUGUUGGUGGUGUUAGAAUCGAAGAUGAUAUUCUUGUUACUAAAGAUGGUUACGAGAACCUAACUGGUAUCACUUCUGACCCAGAUGAAAUUGAAAAAAUCGUUCAAAAAGGUUUAAAGAAAACCCGUUCAGGUUUCCACGUAGUCGUUUAA
Messenger RNA from Saccharomyces paradoxus, 1608 nucleotides. RefSeq names its product putative Xaa-Pro dipeptidase. Lineage: Eukaryota; Fungi; Ascomycota; Saccharomycetes; Saccharomycetales; Saccharomycetaceae. The transcript has a single exon. The coding region runs from base 1 to 1608 and encodes 535 amino acids. The record is from RefSeq and is a predicted model, not a curated record. Gene Ontology annotation, molecular function: manganese ion binding; metalloaminopeptidase activity.